This is a messenger RNA of Onychostoma macrolepis, 2388 nucleotides long. It is a transcript of the gene bcl6ab, whose product is annotated as BCL6A transcription repressor b. Gene Ontology annotation, molecular function: DNA-binding transcription factor activity, RNA polymerase II-specific; RNA polymerase II cis-regulatory region sequence-specific DNA binding; protein binding. NCBI's taxonomy places the organism in Eukaryota, Metazoa, Chordata, Actinopteri, Cypriniformes, Cyprinidae. Gene Ontology annotation, biological process: regulation of cytokine production; negative regulation of transcription by RNA polymerase II; regulation of immune system process. Gene Ontology annotation, cellular component: nucleus. The record is from RefSeq and is a predicted model, not a curated record. Bases 122 to 1870 code for a protein of 582 amino acids. The transcript has 9 exons.
GUGUCUCAGUGGUACAGUCCACUGGUAAAAUUCCGAGAAUUGCGAACUGCGUCUUCUCAGAAGAGUUCUUCCAAGAACUGCCUUCGGUGGACACUUCCAAGAAAAAUAUACCAGGUGAACAAUGUCAAGUGCAGCAGACGGCUGCAUUAAGUUCACUCGCCAUGCUGGUGAUGUGCUGUUCAACUUCAACCGCCUCCGCAGCAGAAACAUCCUGACCGAUGUCACCAUUGUGGUUGGUGGGCAGCAGUUCCGGGCCCAUAAGACAGUUCUGAUGGCAUGCAGUGGCCUCUUCUACUCCAUGUUUGAAGAUGCUUAUAAAAGCACCUUGAGCAUCAUAAGUUUAGAUCCAAAGGUGGACCCCGAUGGCUUCGCCAUAUUAUUGGAGUUCAUGUAUACGUCUUGCCUCACGCUUCAAGACAACUUCAUUAUAGCCACCCUCAACACAGCCACAUACUUACAGAUGGAGCAUGUGAUGGACACAUGCCAGAGGUUCAUAGACUCCAGGGGCUUGUGUGUAAAGCAGACCAGAGCAGAGAUGCUGGUUAAUCACGGCUGUUUAUCUUCAGAAGCUCCCUUCAUCCUCAGCGAUGCCCUGAACACCCAAUCCAGCAUGAACUUCAGCACUUACGCUCCUCCAAAUCUGCACUAUGCAGUCGGCACUUCCACUGAAAGCCCUUCUCGCUUCUAUAGACAUCUACCUCUCCCCAUGGACACCUCCAACACCACAAACCCGCUCUGGCAGAUCCCGAAGACUGGCAUAAUAGCCCGCCAGCAGCACUCCCCGCCAGACAGCAGAGCCUCGGCUCGGACCGUGACUAACGGAGGAGCCACGGAGGCCAGAGAGGAGAGGAACCGUCCAUCUGUGCUCUUCCGUUCAGCUCGAGCCGAGGGAGACAGGAAGACUCCGCUUCUGAAUUCAGAGGUGGAGAGCAUUGAGCCGUGUCACACCAGUGGGCCCAAGAGCCCUCUCAGAUCAGACUGCCAACCCAACUCACCCGCAGAGUCCAGCAGCUGCAGUCGAGGAGCGGCGUCUCCUCCCAGCUCCAUCAGUCUCCCCAAGGUCCGCAAUUGGAAGAAGUACAAGUUCAUUGUGCUGAACUCCACAGACGGGGCGAAUGACAAUAGCUCGCCGACUCCAUCCCACAUGGCUACAGAAUCCACCACCAAGAGCGGUGAAGCCCGAGGGCAGCUCAUUAUGGAUAGCAGCUCUGCAGAUGACUGCAUCAAAAAAGAGAAACACGACUCUUCACUUCCCAACACUUUGACAGAGGAGAGCAGCACAGGACCCACAAGAUCAGAGCGGGACAGAGUCUACUGUAACGACUGUGAGUCCAGGAGCGAAUCUGACGCAGAGAAGCUGCGGUGGCUGCAGGACGGAAAAUCCUACAAAUGUGACCGCUGCCAGGCCAUGUUCUGCUAUAACGGAAACCUAGCGAGCCACAAGUCCGUCCACACAGCAGGAGAGAAACCGUACCGCUGCAGCGUGUGUGGAGCGCAGUUCAACAGACCUGCCAAUCUGAAGACACACUCACGGAUCCACUCAGGAGAAAAACCAUACAAAUGUGAAACCUGCGGCUCGCGCUUCGUCCAGGUGGCUCAUCUGAGGGCUCACGUACUGAUCCACACCGGAGAGAAACCGUACCCAUGUGACAUCUGCGGCACGCGCUUCCGCCACCUUCAGACACUGAAGAGUCACUUACGAAUACACACGGGAGAGAAACCUUAUCAUUGUGAGAAUUGUGACCUGCACUUCCGCCACAAGAGUCAGCUGCGUCUGCACCUGCGACAAAAGCACGGCGCCGUCACCAACACCAAGGUCCAGUGCAGAAGCAGAACAGACCUGCCCGUCGCCUCCCUCGUGACCUCUUGAAAACACAUCAAGCUGUUUCAGAGACAUUUUCAAGUUCCUUUAGCGAGAAAAGCCAUCAGAAAAUGCAGAUUCCCGCAUGGAUCUUUGUCUUGCCAAUGUCUGUGUUUACUCGUAUGGUGACGCUGCCUAUUAUUUCUUAAAUAUGGAUUAGUUCACCAGCACAUUCUGGUUCAGCCUGCGUGAUGGUUUAAGAUUUUACUGUAAAUACUGACUUCCAAGCAUCGUACGUCAAGCUCUUGUCAUGACAGCCUGAGUCAUAGUCCAAGAUCUCUAGUAUUUAUUUUUAUGAAGAAUGCUGUUUCACUCCCUUUUCAGUAAAACUAUGCAUUGUAUAUAAUAAAUGACAGGGAAUACUGGUACAAAAAUAAUUAUGCAAUUGCAGUGUAUAUGUUUUGUCAGUGUGGUACAUUUAAAGAAGCUCUGCUUUGUCCGACAGUUAUAUUGGAUUUACAUGUAUUUGUACAGCUGUUUUUGGUACUAGAGGACCGAAGGUCCAUGCAAUAAAAUAUUUCAUACCA